Halteromyces radiatus is the source of this 2993-nucleotide messenger RNA. RefSeq names its product CBF/Mak21 family-domain-containing protein. The coding region runs from base 9 to 2942 and encodes 977 amino acids. The transcript is spliced from 8 exons. NCBI's taxonomy places the organism in Eukaryota, Fungi, Mucoromycota, Mucoromycetes, Mucorales, Cunninghamellaceae. The record is from RefSeq and is a predicted model, not a curated record. Gene Ontology annotation, cellular component: nucleus.
AUUUGAGUAUGGCUAAAUCUAAUUUGAAACAACAACAAAAGAAAAAGUCAAGUGAUCUUACAAAAGACAAGUCCAAAAAGUCAAAAGCUUCAAAACAACCGGAAAAUGUGAUUCCUGACGAAGAGACUGAUAAAUUACGUGAACAGAUCUUAUCUCUUGGUGGUACUCGAGGUGAUCUCACUUUUUUGGAAAACGUUGACAAUGACGAUACUGAUGAAUUGAUCACUACAACUGAAGAUAAAAAUGAAACUUCGGCUCUUCAGGAUGAACUAAAAAACUUUAUGAAGAAUAUGGGCUUCUCAGCAAACCUUUAUGAUCAAUUUGAUAAGGAAGAAGAUAAACAACUUGAAGAAGCUGAACAAAACGAUGACACCAAUGAAAGUGACAACGAAAGGAAUAAUGAAAACGAUACUAGUAGUGACGAAGAAGAAGAAGAAGAGGAAGAAGAGGAAGAAGAAGACAACACUGAAGACAGUGAAAAUGAUACUGAAUCAAAACGUGUUCCAGAAACAACAUCAAAAGUCAAUACCUCCAACUUGCGAGUAGAACCUACACCUUACUGGUACAAUACCGAAUUACCUACAAUUCCUAUAACAAAGGGAAAACUCUUACCUACUCAAAUUUCAAGUAAAUAUGAAUUCGCCCGUAGUCUAUUGGAUCAAGAAAACGAAGAUGCCUCGAAAAAUUCCUCUCUUAGUUCAUCCGAUCGCAAAUUUAUGUCCAAUAUUAUGCAAUCUGGUACUCUCAACGAUAAGGUAUCUGCUCUUACUCUAUUAAUUCAAGAAUCUCCUCUUCAUGCAAUGAAGGCUCUGGAUACUAUCAUGACCAUGACCAAGAAGAAAGGACGCAAGGAAGCAAAUAUGGCUAUUCUCAGUUUAAAGGAUUUAUUCAUUGGUUCUGUUUUACCUGAUCGAAAGCUUCUCUAUUUUGCUGAUCGACCUCUUCAUCAUCCUGAUGUUACCAACACACAUUUGCUUUUAUGGGUCUUUGAAGAUUUUUUGAAGAAAUAUUACUUUGAAUAUAUCCAACAAAUUGAAGCACUCUCUCAUGAUACUCUGAUGUAUAUACGUUACAGUAUGGUGAAUUGUUUACAUGAUCUUUUAUCUGGAAAACCUGAACAAGAACAAAAUUUAUUAAAACUGUUGGUGAACAAACUUGGUGAUGCUGAAAACAAGGUGGCAGCUAAAUCAUCUCAAAAACUUAUCGAACUACUUGUGCAACAUCCUGGAAUGAAGAUGUACGUUGUACGUGAAAUUGAACAACUAUUAUUACGAUCCAACAGUUCCCAACGUGCUCAGUAUUAUUCUGUCAUUACGUUGAAUCAAACCAUUUUGACUUCAAAGGAUAGCGCCGUAGCCAACAAAUUAGUGGAACUCUAUUUCUCCUUUUUCCAACGAUUGAUGAAAUUGAAUGACGAAGAAGAUAAAGCUAGAGAAAAACAAGAUUCGGAUGAUGAUAACGAGAAGAAUGAUCCCAAACAGCGAAAAAACAAGAAACAAUUGAACCGUGAAAAGAAGGAAGAACAACGACAAUCUGAAGUGGACGAAUACAAUUCGAAAAUGAUUGCAGCUAUUCUUACUGGUGUGAAUCGUGCUUUCCAUUUUGCAACUCUUUCUGAUGAAUUAUUCGAAAAACAUAUGCAAGUAUUAUUCAAGAUUACUCAUUCUGGUACCUUCAAUACUGCCAUUCAAGCUUUAUCUUUGAUCUUCACCAUUUCUCUCACCAAACAUACUCAAACUGACCGAUUUUACCGAACACUUUAUGAAUCUAUGUUUGAUCCUCGUUUAUUGACAAGUUCCAAACAGGCUAUGUAUCUCAACUUACUUUACAAGGCUAUCAGUGCUGAUGAAGAUAUUCGUCGAGUCAAGGCCUUUGUGAAACGAACUGUUCAAAUUGCAGGAUACCAUCAACCUCCCUUUAUCUGUGGUCUGUUUUAUACUCUUAGCCAGAUUUUUGCAAAACGGUCUGGACUUAGAGCAAUGUUGACUACUCCUGAAGAAGAUGAUGAUGAAGAACAUUUUAUGGAUGCUCCUGAUGAUGAUGAUGAAGAAGAAGAAGAGAGGAUGACGACAAAAAAGAAAAGAUCAACAAAACAUCAACACAACAACCAGCUAUUACCAGUUAUGAUGGACGAAAACGUGAUCCUCAAUACAAUUCCAUUCAGAGAUCAUUAUCAUCCUUCUGUAGUCAAGUAUGCUGAUAGUUUAUUCAAAGGUGAAGUGAUUCAAGAUAACCCUGAUUUACAUCAUCACACUUUGAUGCACUUUUUGGAUCGAUUUGUGUAUCGUAAUGCUAAGAAACAUACAACAACUAAAGGUAGCUCUAUGAUGCAACCUAUUGCUGGUCGUUGGGAUGGUGGUGUCCUUCAAACUAGAGGUGGUGCUGGUAUGGAUCCAAAUCGUCUUCCUGUCAACUCUGCUGAAUUCUGGAGAAAAAAGAUUGAUCAAAUUCCUGUAGAUGAAAUUUUCUUCCAUAAAUACUUUACUCAAAAGGCCAAAGAACAACCAGAAAAGAAUGACAAGAACAAAUCUGAAGAAGAUGAAGAAGAUCAAGUAUGGAGGGCAAUGAUGGCUUCAGUACCUGGAGGAUUAGAUGAAGAGGAUGAUCUGGAUAUAGAUGAAGAUGAUUCUGAAGAUGACGAUGCUAUGCGCGCACUAUUGAUGGAUGAUGACGACGAGGAAAAUAUGAGCGACAAUGGAUUUGAAUCGGAGUCAAACCACGUGGAUACCGAUAAUGAAGAUAUUGACUUUAUGAAUGCCUCCAGCAUGGAUGAAGAAAGCGAUGAAGAAACAAGUCCGAACAAACGAAUGAUGGCGGAAGAUGAAGAAGAAUCCGAAGAAAAACCCAAGAAGAAAAAGCAAAAGCAACCUAAUCGACCUACUUUUGCUUCCUAUGAAGAUUAUGCUGCAUUAUUGGACAAGGAAGAGGAUGAUUUAGAAUAGAUAUUAUUAGUACUACUUUAUAUAAUUAAAAAAGCAUACACUUUUUUUUUU